GAGUGAGAGAGCACUCCCUGCCCAGCUGUGUAAGGGAGGGCUGACAGCAUUACCACCACUACCACCACAACCACCAAGCAUGAAGCUCCUGGGAAUUGCCUUCUUUUUCUUAGCUGUACUCUGUGUUUGUGCUGUGGGAGAAGAUGGCAUUCCAACCCCUACUCUCAGUUCAACCAUUUCUGCAUCAGGAUCAAAAUCCGUAACAGAAUCUAUGAAGACAUCAACUUCACAAGUAACACCAUCGCAAGCGUCAGUGCCAACAACAACUGCAAUUGGAGCUACAACUGAAUCCAUCACAAACACAUCCAUGUCUUCUUUGUCGAAUGCUACACAAGGUAUAACACAAGAUACAACAACACAAGCAGUGCUAAAAGUGACAACUACAACACCAAAUGAAAGUUUCAGCACAAUAAACCCUACACAAGCAAGUGCAACAGAGUUGCCACAAAAUGGGAGUUCGGAAGAUUCAUCUACUAAGGGAUCGUCUUAUUCUUCUACAGUCUCUCCAGAAAUAAACACUUCUGCUUCUGGAACCUCAGGCCUUACCGUGAGGUCUCCAACGGAAUCAACAACUUCUGGCAGUCGUGGAAGCAGUCCUGGAGAAGAUGAGAAAGGGACAGGGAGUGAUAUCCACUAUUCUAGUAUUAUCUUGCCAAUUGUUAUCACCCUGAUAGUCAUUACCCUCUCUGUCUUCUCACUGGUGGCUUUGUACAAAAUGUGCCAGAAGAAAACUCCAGAGAGACAAGAGAAUGGCGCUGAACAGGCCCAGUCAGACAAAGAUGGAGUCAAACUUCUUUCUGUAAAGACAACUUCUCCUGAGACUGGGUUUUGGCCAUGUGUUUCUCCUAGUGACAUUUCCGAGGCUGACCAAUAGCUGCUCUCUCCUUUUGUCUGAAUCCUUGGGAAGUCCUCUGAAAUACAGCGCUUUGUCUGAACUAUCCUCUACUUGCUGGAGAGGCACAGUUUGGACUCUCCAGCCUUCUCUGCAACUCCCAGAAGCUUUUGUGCAAUCCAAAAGACCCACAUGGCAUCUCUUGCAGGCCUUGAAACAAACCAGAGUCGUGCAAGGUCCCUACAGCCUCGCCAAUACUGAGCAGCAUGGUAGGAGGCUAGAGGAGCAGAAGGGCCUGCUCCAUCACAGGAUGCAUCAUUCUGCCCCACUGCACUUAAGUGACUGCAUUUCAGAGCUUUGUGAUUUGGGAAAUUAUUAAUCUUAGUUUUGGGGUGGUUUUUUUAGUAUUUGUCUUUGGGAAUGGACUUCUGGCUUUAUUUUGAGUACAGAGUUGAGUAUAUGCUUUCCUAAAUUAAUAUUUUAUUUUUUUUGUAAUCUGAAUGAAGUCAGAAACUUAUUCAUAGACAUUUUUUGAUUGAUUCUGCCCUCAUGCCCUUUCAACAACAAAAGAAUUCCAUUGUCAGCAGCAGAAUUUUUUGUGUUUUACAGCAGAGUACAUAAGAAAAGUUGCAGGUUCUUUUUUUUUUUUCCCCCCACAAGAUGAACUCUGGUGCCUGUUAAUCAGCCACUAGUUCACCAAGUAUCUGAAUAUCUUUCAUCCAGAGUAUGCUUGAUAUUCUUUUUUACUGAAGUAGGAUGUGUACAUGCUAUAAUUAGAAGGUAUGAGUCAUAACCACUUAGAAGACAAGAUUCUUGCCCUCUCCUCAUUAAUACAAUUCAUAUUUAAACUACUGCCAUUUUCUCUCACAUUCUUACAUCAUUAUAUGUUUCAAAAUUAAAUAUGCUUUCACAGAAAGUGAAAUCCUGGUUUUGCCCAGGUUUUUAGAGUCACUUUACAUCUUAAAUUAAAAACACUCUGACAGAAGGUCCUGUUUCUUACAGAAAUAUUUGUCACUCAUGCAGGUAUUUUCAAAGAUGGUAUUUUCAAAGAUGUUAGGUGCCUGCCCAUUUGAAUCAGAUUUACUUGCUUCCUUAAAAGCUUGGGCAUAAAGGCAAGUGUUUCUUAUGGUAUAGAUAGACUCGAGAACUGUCUGACCUGUGGUCCUUCUUACAACUGCUGACAACAAUUGCACUGCAUAAAACUUCUUUAAAUGGGUUCUUCUUUUUCCUUCAUCCAGCUGUUUACAAAGUGUGUGUUGUGGCCUCCUCUGAUUGCAUGUACCAACAAAACGACAAAAAGUUGUGAUUCAAAAGACUAAAGCUAGGAAGUUCUUUAGAGCAGCCUUAACUUUACAGGUAGAUCUACAUCUUCCUCUAUCAAUAGGCUGCUCAGGUGCCUAAGCUCAAGCAUAUAUACAAUGAAGUUCUGCUUUGACAUGUAUUCAAAUUAAGCUCUAUUAUAAUUAUACAUUAUAUUUUUUUAGUUUUUACUUUUCAUUCCAAACAGAAGAUUUUGAGAUUAUAUAAUUGUGUUUAAAAAGUGUAAAGAAACCCCAUAUAUACUGAACAAAUAAGGAUAUGACCUACAAAUUGUUCAAGCAAGCAACCUAGAUAAACUUAUUCUCAGUGUUGUGCAUGAUAUACCUUGAUCAAGAGUUAUGAUGAGUUUAAUCUUGCCUUAUUUUAUCUAUCUAAAAGCUAUGCCAGCUGCACAUAGUUGAAAGAGAUGUAUGUGUCCAGAGGGCUAUUUAUCCUGUCUGUCUUGGAUAUGUACCUUGAGCUGGAAUGAGCUGACCUAUGGCAGUCCACUGACUACUGAAAGAUCCUAUUUUAGGACUUCUAAAAUUAACUUCUGAAUAUAAAAUGAAAGAAAUAGAAAAGGCUCCAUUUUCAGGAGCAUAGCUGAAUCAAAUUUAAUAAAGAAUAUUAUUUUAAAUACCUGUAAUUAAUGUGAAAGAAUACAGGAAAACAAUAGUUGUCAAUUAAUCCUGGACUAAAAUAAUGGUUUUUAAUAGAGUAGUAUCAUCAGGAACACUAGGUAAAAUAGAGCUUUAAUAUUCUCACUUUUUAAAACUCUUCUCAGAAAGAUGGAAUUGCUGAUGCUUUGAGCUCUAAGGUACAACUGGUUGUGCCUUAGAAUUUAUGUAAAGUAAAAACAACAGACAGAGAAAACUAAACACCUUGAAUUUUUCAUGCACAUUUGCCAGUGAACUGCAAUGCCUGAUGCAAGAUAAGUGCCUGUAGUUGCCUCUUGAAAGGCUCAGGAUAUUGAAUCAUCUCAAAAGUUUUACACUAAUAUACAAAUGCAAGACUUAUGGCAGCCAUUUCAUGUUGACUCUAGAGGUAAAUUUAGGGUGACCCUCCCUAGGGAGAAUAAAUGGUCUUCUACAAUACAGAGUUCUAGAAAAUCUACCUGCAGAAAUAUUUCUUAUUUGAGGUUCAACAUAGCUCACAGAACUGCACAUUUGGCUUUUCAGUGAUAGAUAUAUUUCCUGAGAAUAUAAGAUGAAGGGUUCUAAUUGAUGACUAAGAGAUCAAUACCAUCAUCCAUGGUGUUCAAGUAUUGGCUGUCUUGAAAACAGACCUAACUUUUUAUGUAAGGGUUCUUGCGUGUUACACUGAAAAACCAGUAAAGGUAUUAAUCACCUAUUUUGGACUCAUGAAGAAUGCUGAGGGAUGGAAAUUCCUCAGGUACAGAAAGGUUGAUGAAUAGAGAUUGCGGUAAGGCUACUCCAUACAGAUGAACGAUGUGUGAUCGAAAUAUUGAUACUUAAGUAAUGACUUGACAAUUUUCUUUUAUGGCCCUUGCCUGGAGUACCCAUUCUAGAGCACGUAAAAGGUACAUAGUAGCAGCACACCAGUUGGGUAUUCAAUAUAAAGUCCAUAGGAAUGUGCAGGUAACAUAACAUUUCAGAGUUGUUCAGUAUAAUUCUGGCACCUAAGCAUAAGCUGAUUCAUUAGGGCAUGAUUUCUAACCAGAGUGAGCUCUUUUGAGAUAAUAGGGUAGGAUAUGACUUACUCGACCUGCAGAGGUAUUGUCUGUUCUACACUGAAUUUUCUGAAAGGAUAUUCAAGGUGUCAAAGCUUGGUGUCAAUGUGGCUCAGAUUUUGGUGAUGCACCUGGAAUGGAAGGUGGCUGGAAAAGGAUCCCUGGUAUGUUUGCAUUAUGGCUUCCCAAGGUACUCACUGUGGACAAAAAUGAAAAUUCAAGUGUUGCUACUAAACAGAGCUGUGAAAAUGUGCCAGGCAAACAUGGAUAUUUGAGGAGACACCUAACCUGUCACAUGAAAACCACCUUUAACAUUGUAAUCACAUUGGAGAAAGGGAUCAGUCAACACCUAGAGGUGUUCUCAGAUGGCAGUGCAGUACAAAACAGCAUGAACCGAGGAUGCAGAAGAACUUGCAUUCCCCAUAUGCUCCACAUCUCUUCCAAAAACUGCUAUUGUUCAACAGUAAUCAUGACCUUACAGCUGUUAUCUCUUACUUCAACUGGCUCUACCUCCUCUCUGAUUUUCAUAACAUGUCUUGGGCGCAUCCCUUGCACAAGAUGAGCUGCCUACCUUGACGAUAUAUGGGAUUUCAUGGCAUAGAUUAGUCGGACCCUAGAACUUCAGCCUAUUUGAGAUGACCAUAGUUUUUGCCUAUAUCAUUCCUCCAGACUUCCCGCUUUUCUGAAGUCUUCUUUGUAAAGACUUUGAGAAUUCCCAACCUUCCACAUCAGAGGCUGGUGACUCUAUUAUACAUAGUGACCAAACACCAUAAUCAUCCCAGAACAAUGAAAAACCCCUUGCUCUCAUUCAGCAAAAAAACUUACCUUGGUCACUGGAAUGCAAAUAAAGUUCAGCAUCCCUCAAGACAACCCAGUGUGGUGCUCGGCUUUGGACUUGGAAAAUCCUGUGAUCUUCUGAAACAAUGUAGUUGAAUGACAGUAUCAGCAUCCCUGCUUUCAGUCAACCUCCAAGCGCUGAGACUGUUUAACUGUUCUGCCUCACACAUCAAACCGUAGAUGUGGUUUUGGUAUAAUGGGACAAAUUGGGAGCUGGUUCCUGCUAUGCUGAGUACAUCUGAGCAUGGACCAUGGCAUUUAAGGAGGUAAGAAAUCUUUGCAUUUUACCUCAUUAAGGGCUCAACCCAGGGAAAUUUACCCCUGCCAGGGGGCAUGGUUCUGUAGUGGGCCAUAGGGUUUCUCAACCUGCAUUGGGACUUUCAUCUCUUUCUCAUUGUGUCUAGUAUCCAGGUGGAUGCCUGUAGGAGCAGUUGAAGAAGCUGAGUUCCCAGGUGAGGCACUCUGUCAUUGAAAAUUCCCUUCCCUCUUCCUCUCACUUGCAAGAUGAGCAACAUAGGUGAGCAAAGAGCAGUCUUCUGGCAUGCUGUGUGCUUAGGAAUGGUAAGAGAGGGUGUUUCUACUAAUAUGAGGAUAUGAUAUUGAUUAUUUGUUUUUCCUAUUAUGAGAUGUUGCUUCAGUGCCUUACUUUUUUUCCCCUGCAGAUAGGAAACCUAGAAGCUGCUUCAUAGAAAAGGAUCCCCCUACAACAGAGAGAAAAAUCAAGCACCUUCUUCUCUUUCCUUCUCUUUCUCAUUUUCUGACACUAUAUUUUUUUAACCUUGUAUUGUAUAAUAACCUGAAGUUGUGUUUUCUGUCUUCACAGAAACUGAAGAAUAAACUUUCUCAGCUUUUGCA
This is a messenger RNA of Pipra filicauda (Wire-tailed manakin), 5513 nucleotides long. It is a transcript of the gene EMCN, whose product is annotated as endomucin. The record is from RefSeq and is a predicted model, not a curated record. The coding region runs from base 80 to 874 and encodes 264 amino acids. The transcript has 11 exons. Lineage: Eukaryota; Metazoa; Chordata; Aves; Passeriformes; Pipridae.